CCCCAAUGAAUUCCUUGGAUGUACUACAGGAUAGUUUGAAGAAGUGGGGUAAGGAGUAAGUGGGGAAGUUAAGAACAAGUUGAGAAAAAGGGAAGCAUAGUGAUCUGCAGCGACGCUUCGUAAGCAGAUUCAUUUGGUUUUCAGUCACGUAUUCGUGAUUCGUCGGUCCGUUUAUGAGUAGUUGUGCACUCGACUCACGCGUAGACAUUCAUAAUUCGUCCUCGCUGAUAUCUUGAUCGUAUAACUGACACUUGAUUCCCGACACCGACAGAGAAAUGAAGAAACAGGUAUAUUAAAAGAAAAAGAAAGAAAAGGGAAAGAAAAAUAUAAGCAAUGCUAUCAGUAAAGUAGAUCGCGGUGUGGGUCUAUACUCCUGUUAAAAGGCGUCGAGCCAAUUACCAGAGAAUCAGGCUCAAUUAAAAGGCGAGCAACAAUCGUCACAAUGACUGCUGCUUACACGAACGAUCCCGUAACCCAGGAACAGAACGUAGAGAAGAAGACAAGCACGAUAGACAAUAAAGCAUCGGAAAAUACGAAAGAGGAAACGAUGCGCGAGGAAAACACCGAAAUUACUUGUGUGGAAAUGACGAAGCUUGCUGCAACAGGUGGCCAGGAUCAAAAAGAAAUCCCUGUUAACCAGGAGAGAUCUACGCUUUGUAUAUCGGUUGACUCGUCGGCAUUCCUCGAGCAAAAAGGCAAAGAUAUGGAAAGACUGGAAUGCAAGAAAUAUUCCGAGGAUAGCGAAUCUUUGAAAAGAGACGAAAAUAUUGUACCGACGAUCGACGAUAAUCGAAACGCGAUUGCAGAUGCAACUGAUAUUAGAAACAGUCAAGUGUCGAGAAACGGUGAAUCCAGUGGAGCAAAGUCGUCCUCUGACUCGAUCGUAUCAACAAGAUUCGAUGCACUUCUCGUUGAGAGUGAUCCUGAAAAUACAAUGUCGGGAACACGUGGAACCGAUGCAUCCUCGAAUGAUAAUUUCACGAUGCAAGAAUUACAGAAUUCUAUUCAGAACGAUAUUAUAGAAAGCACGAACUUUACGAAUGAUCCAGAGGUUUGCAACGGAUUGCCGAAGGGUGCAGAUUUUUCAAAUGACCUAGAGGAGAUUUAUGAUCCAGAAAGUGAGCUAAAUUUCCACGAGGCUGUACGUGCUGGCGAUGCUAAGAGUGUUGCAGCUCUUCUUGCAAGGGACUCGCUACAAAACUUGGACGAACCGGAUUGGAAUGUUUCAGGUGAUCCACCCCUGUUAGUGGCCGCUACUAAUCAUUGUUUGUCCGUUCUUAGUUUAUUGCUUGCGAACGGAUGCGAUCCAGCUGUGCGUUCCCCCCGCGGUGAAACGGCGCUUCACAGAGUGAUUUUAAAUGGAGGACCAGGGAAUGUGCUACAAUUCGUGGGAGAACUCCUCAAGUAUGGCUGUCCUCCAGGCGUGAAAGAAGCUGGCGGUGGAUUGACAGCGUUACACGUACUAACUCGACAAUUAGCACAUGCGCAAGGAUCGAAGAAUCUCCAUCAUAACUUUGAUGCCGCUUUGAAGACGCUUGAUUUAUUAGCGCGUGCUGGUCCUGUUAACGCGAAAGAUCACCAAGGCCGUAGCGCGCUUCACAUUUUAGCUUCUUCCACUAUCUUCGACAAUAACCACAGAACUGAAAUCGAAUCUUUGAUCGAGACUUUGUUGGCUGCUGGCGCGGAUCCGGCAUUGAAGAACGAUCGAGGAGAGACUCCUUUGCACGAGUGUCUCGAGUGCGGUGCUUUAAACACAGCGUUUUUAUUGGUACAGCACACACCGACUGGUAUAAUGUCGCGAUACGGCGAAACUCCAUUGCAUAUCGCCUCUAGAAAGAAUUAUGCUGACAUGGUAGCAAAGUUAUUGGACCAAGGAGAAGAUCCUAGCGUGCAAGAUGCUGGUGGUAACACGCCGUUGCAUCUAGCUUCUGCGAGGGGUUUUCAUCAAAUCGUUUCUUUAUUAGUUACGUCUCCUCUCGCCCAGUUGGAGAAACUAAACACCGAAGGGUUGACUGCCCUCCAAGUAGCUGCGGAAAGUGGCUUUGUUAAUGCGGUGAAACUGUUGCUAAAAGCGGGAGCAGAUCCAAGUCAAACAGUCCACUAUUGCUCGACGACUCUUCAUCGUCAUCCUGAUAUUUCUGUUCUAAUAGAUCACGAAUUGAGUAGACGUCGACAGCUCGCUGCUUGAUUAUUUCGAAAUUAUUUUUCGUUAAUAGAUCGUUAUUCUAGUAAAACUGAUCGAGUUCUUUUUUCAAUACUAAAAUUAAAUAAAUAAAAUUUUGUUUGUUUAAUGGUGUCAAAGCAUUUAAUAUAUUUAGGUAGCUUUGAUGCUGUAAUUAAAGUAACAUCGACUAGAUGUAUGUUAAUUUUUUUACGUGGUUUAUACAAUUGUUAAGUUUAGCUACUAAAAUAUGUUGCAUAUAAAAAUUGUAUAAUCCUUUUUUCAUUUAUAUAGGAAAUUUUGUAACUUCGUUAAAGUAAUGUUGAACAACAACUGAUUUCGAAGUAUUCCGAAAUCUAAAGUACAAUUUGACUUCGUUGAGUAUACAUAAGUUCUUGUUACAAUGUUAUAUUGCCAAUUGUAUGGGCUGGAUAUACUCUUUUUUAUUGUCAAAUGAUAAAUACUAGUAUUCGCUUGUUGCUCAAUACUGUCUAGUAUCGAUUAUUCGAAACUCGACGGAACUAAUUAAAACUAUAUGAAUGCCAUGAUUUCUGGCUGUGGUUAAAACUGCACUUUAAAGACUGUGUGAUACUGAUAUAUACAUUUUAAAUAAAGGAAUAAUAUCAAC
This is a messenger RNA of Hylaeus anthracinus, 2789 nucleotides long. RefSeq names its product serine/threonine-protein phosphatase 6 regulatory ankyrin repeat subunit C-like. Lineage: Eukaryota; Metazoa; Arthropoda; Insecta; Hymenoptera; Colletidae. Gene Ontology annotation, molecular function: protein binding. The coding region runs from base 443 to 2188 and encodes 581 amino acids. The transcript has 3 exons. The record is from RefSeq and is a predicted model, not a curated record.